AUAUAUAUUGUAGACGUAUCAUAAAUAUGAACCUUGGUCAACCUCACCUCAAAAUGUAUGUAUACCUUAUCCUUAACUGUCAAAAGGAUAUGACAACGUCUGUCAUUCGAAAACGGAAUCACAAAUAAACAAGUCGGAAAAACCUUGCUCCGUAAAAAACUCGUUUGGAAUAAAACCUUAGUUUACAUCUCAGAAGUGGGAUUAAUCUACAAGUAUGCCUACAACAGAAGAAAUAAAAUGGUCAUUAGACGCAGCUGGUAUUGAAUACCCAGAGACGGCAAAGGCGACGCAACUACGACAAUUGUUUGCAGACAACGUGAAGAAGACAACAAGUCAGGAAAUGGCGGCUGAUAAAACACGUGGAGAUGGUGAUGACAUAACCUCAAAUGACGAAGCCGCUGCUAUAGCCUCACUCGAAAUGAAAGUAAAACGCCUGGAGCUAGAAAAAAAACUUUUAUCUUUAGAAGAAGAAAUAGCUGAGCUUCAACCAACUCACCUUAAACCAAUAUCGAUGAAUACUAUUCAAUAUAUAGAAACAAUAGUGCCAAAGUUCACCGGAGAAGGCGAUGAAGAUGUGUGUGCUUGGAUUCGUUCCCUUGAGGACAUUUUCGUUAUGACAAACGUCCCAGAGCCUCAAAAACUGCCGCUUUUGCGUCGAUCGUUAACGAGCACAGCUGUUUUAUUGGCACAAACUACUAAAUCAAAAAAUUACGAGGAGUUGAAGGGCGAAUUGCUAAAAGAAUUUAACAACAAGCCUUCUAAAGAAGUCAUCUAUAAAAAUCUUAGAGCACGCCAUCUGAACGCUAACGAAACAACGCUUAGAUAUUUGUUAGACAUGCAACACAUUGCAGCGGCAGCUUCAAUUCCGGAAAACGAACUGGUGCAUAUCAUCAUUGACGGUCUCGGUGACCCCAUACAUACUGCAUCCAUGCGAUUCAUGGCAAAAUCGAUCGAGACGCUGAAACCUCUAUUGAAAGAGUAUGAAUAUAUACGAACACGUGUACAGACAACGGUCCAGAAAUCGUCUGUUCAACAACCACGAGUCCAGAUUGCGCGAGCUGAACCAAACCAGUCGACUCCCAGAUGCCUUAAUUGCCGGAAAUAUGGACAUUCGGAAAACUUCUGCCGCAUGCCGAUUCGACUUCCGGGGUCCUGUUUCAAGUGCGGUCAGACUGAUCAUGUCUAUCGAAAUUGUCCUCAACGGGUUCAGCAGAUUGCCGUUACUACAAAUGGUCCUGAACAUCUAGAAACAACGCCUGUGACGGAACCAGUUUUUACUCUUAACGCCAACCAAGAGCCCUAAAAGCUUCGUUAAUGAAAACGUUCUCCCUAAAUCUCUUGUUGGAGAACCUAGGACGUCCAUGUUGCGAGGAAUAGGAGGCCCAAAUUUAUUAACGUUAGGAUUUGUGGAUAUGCGAGUACAACUUGCCAAGACCACGAUACGUCACACCUUUAUCGUCCUUCCAAAAAUAUACAUGGAAUGGCCAAUGAUUCUUGGUAGAGAUGCAUUAUCCAAGUUAAAUAUUCAACUCAAUCAGAUACAAAAUACGUACACUAUAAACACUUUAUUGAACAUGAAUAAUAUGAAAAAGCUGCCUUUAAUAAAAACGAAUUUAUAUCAAAAGCUCCAUUCACUUGACAUUGUAAAGAGGUCAGUCGCACGUCGGGAGGGAGAUUGCUCAUUUUCUGCUUUAGCUCAUGAGUCGAUCGAUGUGUUUACCGAUACAUUUUCUUCUUUGUGUAUGAUAGAUGUUGUUGAUCAAACAAAUCCCAUUGAUAUUGGUAAAAACCUUACAAAAUACCAAAGUGAAGCUGUAAUUGAAUCGAUAACAAAAAAUUAUUUAGAGUUUCCUACAAAUGAAAUCGUACCCUCAACUUAUACUAUGAAAAUAAAUCUCUUACAUGACACU
Messenger RNA from Anopheles coluzzii, 1910 nucleotides. RefSeq lists its product as uncharacterized. The transcript is spliced from 2 exons. Bases 215 to 1303 code for a protein of 362 amino acids. Lineage: Eukaryota; Metazoa; Arthropoda; Insecta; Diptera; Culicidae. Gene Ontology annotation, molecular function: nucleic acid binding; zinc ion binding. The record is from RefSeq and is a predicted model, not a curated record.